AAUAAAAUUAAACUCUAUAAAAAAAAAAAAUGAAAAUAAAAUCAAAUAAAUUAAAUAAAAAAUUAACAAAUCAACAAAAUGAUUUUAUAUCAUUUGGAUUUUUUCCAAACUAUUUUGAUAUAAACAAUAAAAGUUGUAAUGAUUUUAAAGAGUAUAAAAUAUCAAUCAUUGGAAGUGAUUUAAAUAGUCAAGUUUUAGUCAACAAUACAAAUGAUAAAUUAAUAAAAAAAUCACAAAUAAAUAAAAUAAAUAACAAUACAAAUAAUUCCACCAAUAAUAAUAUCCAAUGUAAAAAUAUAAUUGCCACUAUUACUGUACCAAAAAAUAAAAAACAACAAAGAAAAAGAUCAACCUUAAAUCAAUUGAAUAAGAAAUUAACAUGGGUAUAUUAUUCUUAUGACUGCUAUGGCUCAAAAAAAACUUUUUAUGAUGACAACAAUUCCAAUUUAUAUCCAAACAAUUCUGAUUUAAAAUGCUCUACUUGUAAUUCUGACAAUGAAAAAAUAUUCAAACUAAAAAAAGGUUCUUUUGAAUGCCCCAAAUGUUUAAGCAGACCACAAACUCACCAAGAAAUAUAAAAAAAAAAAAAGAAAAAAAAAAAAAGAAAUAUAAAAAAAAUUAACCGAAGAUACAAAGAAACUUGUAUCUAUUUUUUCCAAAUGUUGUUAUAAAUAUUGGUUUUAUAUAGAAUUUAUAUAAAAUAUAUUACAGUUUAAUAAACAAAAAUUAAAAAAUUUAAAACUAAAUAAAAUAAUAUUACAGUGCC
This is a messenger RNA of Dictyostelium purpureum, 766 nucleotides long. RefSeq lists its product as uncharacterized. The coding region runs from base 30 to 578 and encodes 182 amino acids. NCBI's taxonomy places the organism in Eukaryota, Evosea, Eumycetozoa, Dictyosteliales, Dictyosteliaceae. The transcript has 2 exons. The record is from RefSeq and is a predicted model, not a curated record.